Messenger RNA from Ascochyta rabiei, 2006 nucleotides. RefSeq lists its product as uncharacterized. Bases 1 to 1839 code for a protein of 612 amino acids. NCBI's taxonomy places the organism in Eukaryota, Fungi, Ascomycota, Dothideomycetes, Pleosporales, Didymellaceae. The transcript has a single exon. The record is from RefSeq and is a predicted model, not a curated record.
AUGCUUUGCCUCUCUCGACGUUCAAAGCCCUUGACGUCUGGCAACCCACUUUUUGCAGCCAACCCGGCAAGACACCCGCACACCUCGACGCGCCUCAGCCAAGCCAUGGCGCAUCUCGCCAGCUCCUGGCCUAAAGGCGAGCAUACGCUGCAGUCACUGCCCAAGUCGAAUGUUUUCACCCAGAAUCUGCCUCCAGACGCCGCCUUCCCCACUCCAGAAGACUCGCACCAAGCGCCCCGACAGACACUUGGGCCGCGCAUGGUCAAGGAGGCGCUGUACACAUACGUGAGGCCAGACCCUCAGGGAGAACCGGAGCUCCUAGGUGUUAGUCAGCGCGCGCUGCAGGAUCUUGGACUGAAGGAGGAGGAGGCGCAGACGGAAGAGUUCAAGCAGCUGGUCGCUGGCACCAAGAUCCUCACAUGGAACGCGGAGAAGCCCGACGAGGGCAUCUAUCCCUGGGCGCAAUGCUACGGCGGCUACCAAUUCGGGCAGUGGGCCGGACAGCUAGGUGACGGGCGAGCCAUCUCGCUGUUCGAAGCUACCAACCCAGCGACCAACACGCGCUACGAGAUCCAGCUCAAGGGCGCUGGACGCACGCCGUACUCGCGAUUUGCCGACGGAAGAGCUGUGCUGCGCUCAUCCAUCCGUGAAUUCGUCGUCUCAGAGUACCUCCAUGCGAUUGGCAUUCCUUCGACACGAGCGCUCGCGCUUACCUUGAACAAAGGCACCAAGAUCAUGCGCGAGCGAUCCGAGCCCGGCGCAAUCGUCACACGUUUCGCGCAGAGCUGGAUUCGAUUCGGAACGUUCGACCUCCAACGUAUGCGCGGCGAUCGUGAGACACUACGCACGUUGGCCGACUACACGGCCGAGCAUGUCUACAGCGGAUGGGACAAGCUGCCUUCGAAGCUGCCCGCUGGUGACGCAAAGACCACGCACACCGAUACCAAGACGGGCGUUGCAAAAGAUAGCAUCGAGGGCGAGGGCCUCGAGGAGGGGAACCGCUACACACGUCUUUACCGCGCUGUCAUUCGCAACAACGCUGCUACAGUCGCCAAGUGGCAAGCGUACGGCUUCAUGAACGGCGUGCUCAACACUGACAACACAUCCAUCCUCGGUCUGAGCAUCGACUUUGGGCCCUUUGCCUUCCUCGAUACUUUCGAUCCAACAUACACACCUAACCACGACGACCACGCACUGCGCUACAGCUACCGCAACCAGCCAACCAUCAUCUGGUGGAAUCUCGUCCGUCUAGGAGAGGCUUUGGGCGAGCUGAUGGGCGCAGGCUCCAACGUGGACACUGCCGAGUUUGUAGACAAGGGCGUCAGUGAAGCCGACUCUGGAGAUCUAGUCAAGCGCGCAGAAGGCAUCAUCGAGCGGGCUGGCGAGGAGUACAAGGCCGUGUUUUUAUCCGAAUACAAGCGUCUCAUGACGGCGCGUCUCGGACUGAAGUCACAACAAGACAGCGACUUCGAUUCGCUGUUCUCGGAAUUGCUUGACAUUCUUCAGUUAUAUGAGUUGGACUUCCACCAUGCGUUCCGCAGACUCUCAAGUUUGAGCCAGAAGGGGUUGGACGAAGAGUCGAACAGGAAGAACGCAGCAGACAUCUUCUUCCGUAACGACAACUUGCCAAAACAUAAUGCAGACUCGCGGAUUCGUAUUGCCAAGUGGCUCGAGAAGUGGUCGGCGCGAGUCAAGGAGGAUUGGGGUGAGGAUGACAGUGGGCGACAAGAGGCUAUGAUGGCUGUCAACCCAAACGUAAGCACCUCUCUGUUUGAAUUUAUAUUCUGCGCUGAUUUUGUUUGCAGUUUGUUCCUCGAUCAUGGAUCCUUGACGAGCUGAUUGACCGCGUGGAGAAGAAGGGCGAGCGUGAGAUCUUGACACAGCUCAUGAAGCUGAACCUCGAUCCUUUCUCAGAGGAGUGGGGGUGGGACGCGGAGGAAGAGCAGAGGUUUGUCGGCGAUGUACCGAAGUUCAAGGGUAUGAUGCAGUGUAGCUGUAGUUCGUAG